CUACGAGGGGUUAGGUGUGCGUAGUUUCUUCACCAUACUUCCUACACAUGCAUACUUAACUGCAUCUUACUAAUCUAAUUAUCCUUCUUCAUUUACCUUCUAAUCCUACAACUAACUAACUAACAAAGAUUACGUUAGCACUUCUCGUUUCUCUCCCCAUCCAUCAUAAUGAUACUUGAAUAAUUGAAUCCACUUAGUUAGCUGCCUUUGAGCUUCGGCGCUUGUCUAUGUACUUAACCAUCAUCGGACAGAUAGAGUGUUAGUAGCUAGCCUCUUCUGGCUAGUGUAAUCUCAUCUUAGAUUUAGAUCUAACAAAGUUAGGUAAUCAACGUUGAUUAGAUAGUUAGGUUAAGGAAUUUGUAACCACAAGUUGUAACAUCUGAAUUCUUGUUUAUAAUUUAGAAGAAAAUAAAAAUCUGCUUAGUUUUAAUUUGAUGGGUUUAAAUCUUAUAAUCUAAUAUGGCCCACUUAAACUCUUAAUGGGCCACAUCAACGAGCAAAUCAUUGGGCUUCAAAAACCAAUUACCAUAAGCUCAAGGCCCAUAACAACAUCAUUGAGAAAUGAGACGGAGGUUGGAUGUCGCCGACGAGUGCGUGACGACGGGAUGCAAACCGGCAACUGCUUCCGCUGCCGUCGAACCGGCCACUGGAUCAGCGACUGCCCUCUCAAAUCCAACGCCGACGACGAUCCUCCUCCACCGUCGAUCCACUGCCCUUGCGGCGGAGGUCUCUGCGAAACCAAGCUCUCGAACACUCACGAGAAUCCCGGAAGAAGAUUCUACAAAUGCCCUGCUGCUCAGAAGUGCACUUUCUUCAAGUGGUGUGACAAAGCAACCGACGAAGAUAUCAGAUUCCGCCCCGCCUUCACCAUCCCCGAUUGCCCCUGCGGCUCUGGACCUUGCCGGAGAGUCGUGGCUGAUUCUGGACGAGCUUACUUGCAAUGUGGCGUCAAAAAGGGUUUUGGGGCUUGUGGAUUCUUCAAAUGGGUGGAUGAUGUUGAGGUGAGGUGUGAUGCAGCUGAUGAGAUUGGUUUCUGGGAGGAAGCUGAUCUUGUUUUGAGCGAUGUGGAGAGCAGCUUCCUGGCUGCUGCUGCUGGUGUACCGGAGAAUACAGAGGAUAACUCUUCUGUUUCUGAUGUACAUUCUGCUCCUGCUGCUGUGAACCAAGGUAUCCUUAUGUCUGAUCCGGUUGUGAUUGAGCAACUACAUGGUGAUUGUGCUCUUUCCAAGCGUAGUGUGGAGGAAGAAGCAACGAGUGGUUUGGGAAGAGAUACGGUCUCUAAUGGUUCCGUUGCGAAACGUGAGAUGAUAUGCUAUGAGCAACCUGUUGAAGAAGCUGAGUGGUCAUUCCCCGAUUUGGAUGACCUAAUGGAGCAGUACAACUCAGAGAAGCUUCAGCUGGAGAGUGUUUCAGCGAAACAUGCACAAGUGUUGAGUGAGUUUAUGAGUUCAUACAGUCGGUUAAGGUUACUUCAUGAGAAAACUGGUAAUCUGAGGAAACUGUUGCUUGAGACGGAGAAGGAGAUGGCUUGUUGUGAGGCCGAGGCAUUGGAGCUUGGAGCGAGUUGCCGGGAAGUGGCUGGAGAGAUGGCUGAGGCUCAGAAUAGGAUGCAGGUGAUGGCAGCGAUACUAGGAGAUGAAGUGGAAUUGUUGAAGCAGAAAGAGUUUGUUGGUAGGAAGAGAAGAAGAUGUUAAGGUUGCAUGCGAGUGUCAUUGUAAGUGUUGGAAUGUAACUAUUACUGGUUACACUUUAUUUUAGCCAAGUAAUUAAUAAAUUCAUCUAACUCCUUAAUUCA
Brassica rapa (field mustard) is the source of this 1795-nucleotide messenger RNA. RefSeq lists its product as uncharacterized. The record is from RefSeq and is a predicted model, not a curated record. Gene Ontology annotation, molecular function: zinc ion binding; nucleic acid binding. NCBI's taxonomy places the organism in Eukaryota, Viridiplantae, Streptophyta, Magnoliopsida, Brassicales, Brassicaceae.